CCGACAGUACAUAUAAGAUCAACAGGGUAUUGCUUAUUGAAACUUGUGUGUUUGAUAAUUUGGCGGCAUAAAUGAGUCAAGGUCGGGGUUUGGAAGACCAGUAUGGAGUGCCUGAGUUCAGAAUCGAGUGCAGUUUGUGACAGUCAAGCUACCAAUAACAUCAGAAAUUCCAAACCUAAAAGCGAUGUAUCUAGGCAAAAGAAAACAUCCAAAAAGUCACAUCACCAUUGCAGUCACAAACAAAACAAUAAUGAUUGCUGCAAAACUACUUGUAAACCCGACGUUCUACGAAAUCUUUCAACUGUAAUUCAAAACUGGAAGCUGGGUGAUAAAGCUCCAUGCCACAAAACAGCAAAUAUUGAAAGCACUUUUAAAAACAUUGAGAAACGAAUCAUUCAUGGAAGUGUUGAGAAAGUUUCACCUGACUGUCAGGCUCCUGGGGGUGGACUAGCUUACCCUAAAGAGACCAAGUUUAUUUUUCAUUAUCAAAUUCGUAAACUGGAUGAAGACCGUACCGUGAUUGAUGAUACCCGUAAGUAUGGAAAAACGAUGGAGGUGUACUCGGGAAAAGAAUUCCAACUGGAGUUUUGGGAACAAUGUUUAGGAACUAUGUUGCCUGGUGAAGUUUCAUCAUUUGUUGUACCACCUGAAAGGUUGGCUUCAUUUCCAGCUGUAAAUAAAAAACUCCGUGAUUACAUGUUAAAUAAAAAAGAUCAUUCUGCAAAACACUGUUGUGGAUUAAUGAGCUUACAAGAGCAAGGUGGUUUGGGCUACCCAGAUCUGGACGAGUUGAUGAUAAAACCUGAAGCACUUGAAUUUAUUUUUGAUUUAGUUAAAGUUGAAAUUCCGGGUACUGGUAAUCGUAAAGAAACAUGGAUAAUGACGCCUGAAGAGAAAUUGGAAACUGUACCAGUUUUACGCGAAGAAGGUAAUCAGUUGUAUAAUCGUGGGGAAUAUAAUAAGGCUGCUGCGUGUUAUAGUGAAGCGUUAGGCAUUUUAGAACAAUUAGUUUUACGUGAAAAACCAGGAGAACCUGAGUGGAUUGUAUUGGACAAGUUACAAAUACCAUUAUUUGUUAAUCUUGCACAAUGUCAAUUUAAAGAAAAAGACUACUAUGCUGCAAUAAAAAAUACUACUGAAGCCUUAUCACGAGAUCCUACAAAUGUAAAAGCACUUUAUCGCAGGUCUAAGGCGUAUAUAGAAACUUGGGACUUUGAUCUAGCUGCUGAGGAUCUACGUAAGCUAGCCAUUUGUCGUCCGGAAAUGAAGGACACAGUCGAAAAUGAACUAAACAUUAUCGAGGCUAAACGUGUCAACGAAGAAAUCAAAGGAAGACAAAAACUAGCUGGGAAACUCUUCGCUUGUCCAAAAUCAGUCGCGGAAUCAAAUAUAAAUUAAAGAUGUAUAAUAAUAAAUUCAGAAAUAUUCGUGUCAGUAUUAUAUGUACUUUGAAUAUCUGAAAAUUGAUUCAAGGUUUGUGCAUUUAUGAUGGAACAGUCGUCUUUUUUUCUGCGUCUAUAUAUUUCCAUCUUAAAUAUCUUGACUGUGAUAUAACUACUUGCACCAGUAGCUUUUUUAAUUUCAUUUCAUUUGUGGAUUUUCUUUUGAUUGUAUGUACCCAUUAUAUUGUAAAUACUAUAUUGAAAAUGAAAUGGAUUAUACUUGUUCAUUUGUAGUAAUAAUGAAACUAGUUAUAAGCCCUUGAUUGCAUUACUAACCUAUUUUCAUAAGAUACAAAUGAAGAAAUUCAAGUCCACAAAAAUCUCUUUA
Schistosoma margrebowiei is the source of this 1770-nucleotide messenger RNA. NCBI's taxonomy places the organism in Eukaryota, Metazoa, Platyhelminthes, Trematoda, Strigeidida, Schistosomatidae. The record is from the annotation of a GenBank genome assembly.